GUGACAGACAACCUCCUCGAUCGUGGCAUCUUCGUACUAUCAUGGCUCGCUGCCUGCAUCGUCGCGCUAUGGUGCCCUCCAACAAAAAGAAGACGUCCUCGACGUCUACGAACGUCGCUGGUGGAAAGGCCACGACGGUUGCGGUGCCCGCGGUGCCUAUAUUUCCGCCGCUAUCCUGCAAAGCGGUUCUCAACACCCGUACCGCGGCCAAACGGGGGACGGAGAAGCGUGCGACGAGCGGUACAUGACUCGAUUGUUCAUACCGAUAGCGACAGUCCCGGACACAUCGGGUCCUCUCGUCUCUCGCACAUGGCUCCGCAACCCCACGCCCUCUGGCGUGCUGGCAGGCCUAUGUAUUGGUGUCAUCUCGCACGGUCGAGACAAGACAUCCUCAGCCCAUGUCAUACUGGCACGCUACCGGCCCUCGCAGCCGGCUAGCAUCCACACGGGAGCCCGUGCGCGCGAGGUUGUUUCCUCCGAUACACCUUCGCCCUAUAACCUCCUGCAGCUCCCCAAAGACGUCGUUUCAUUGUUGUAUUGACUAAUCGGGGGCGGGUCCCGGGAGUGUGGGGUCGGGAAGCUUCUACACGGACUGGAGGAUGCUGUAAGAUGUUAAGGGGGUGACGGGCUGUGGUCGAGAAUGGAACUCACGGGAUGCUGCUUGCCUGGUGCUUCUGUAAAAAUAUCCUGGGUUUACCAUCUCAAUAGCAAAAGCUCCA
This is a messenger RNA of Trametes versicolor FP-101664 SS1, 719 nucleotides long. RefSeq lists its product as uncharacterized. The record is from RefSeq and is a predicted model, not a curated record. Bases 245 to 541 code for a protein of 98 amino acids. The transcript has 3 exons. NCBI's taxonomy places the organism in Eukaryota, Fungi, Basidiomycota, Agaricomycetes, Polyporales, Polyporaceae.